CACGGAACAACAUUGUUGCACACUUUUGUGGAGGUAGGUACAGAAAGUAUACGACAAGUACGUAUUAAAUAUACUUGCAGAGCUGCCGAAGCGAUACACACAACCCCAGAGCAGCAGCCCCUCUCCGUUCAAUUUAGUUAGCAAGCACCACAAGCGAACUCGCGCUUGUUUUAUACACAUCCAGCGUCGUCGCCGCGUUCCGCACUCCGUUCGCCGCACACCGAAGAAGCGAGAGACUGACUGCGGUUCACCCGUCUUCGUAGUCGUAGUCGUUGUCGUGGUCGUCGUUGGCGGCGAUGUGCAGUUUUUCUUAAAAUAUCUUUCCGCUGAUUACCCCGUCAGUCGAUCGAAUACCCGCGCAGUCAAUGUAGAACGAGUUGUGUAUUGGAGGUGAACGCGGUUUGUUUUCAUGUGCCGUGCCGUCCGUCGUCUUGUUCGCGGCGGGGUCAAUCGAAUUGCCGAAUUUGGCCCGAAUCGGGACACAUUGAUAGGAGAACAUCGACGUCUAUCAUAAGCUUUUGUUCGGUUUAUCAAUGACCGUGAGAACUGUGAGUGAGCGGAAUACGUAGGUGAAGUCGGUAAGAAGAUGUGCGUUGAUCUCGUAUUUCGAUAAUGAUAACGAUUGAGUGUUGUUUAUCUGAUACGAGGGCGGAUUACAUCGAUAAGCGAUUGUGACGAGUAGAAGCAGUGUAUCGGUGUUGAACCUAGAGAAUGUGAAAAAGGCAGAAGGGUUUAUGUAAUGAUAAAUAGAGAGAAACCGUAUGUAGCUGCAUCCCUAGACGGCGGUCCUAGACGAGUAUUCCGCAGAUGGAGCGUAGCUGAAAACUUGUUGCAUGCUUCGUACGGUAACGGGCACGCAAUGCUUCUUCUUAUCGGGUACUCGAGUGUGUGUGCGUCUGCGAAGUGUAUCAGCAGAGGCAUCUAACGCAAGCCGUUUAAAUUAAUCUAAUAAAAGUGACAACGAUUCGCCGCCGUCCCCGUGCCGCCGUCGAUGCCUUCGUCCAGUGCUGCAUCGAUUGUAACAAAACGGCACUUGAAGUUAACCGCAGUUACUGUAGUGUAGUGUAGUUUGAAUAAGUGAGCUUCCACCGAGCUGACCUUCCCUGUGCUUACAGUUCACCCUCUUCGAUGAGCGCGGCGCGAUUCGUCAAGUACGUCGUUGAUUGACGGCUCAUGAAAGCCCCCAACUCCACUGCUGGUGCUGCUGCGAGUUUAGUGCUUCAGAACUGUCAAGAGUUUUGAUUGUGUGAUCAAUACGUAAAAGAAAGUGCACAUCCGACUGCAGCGUUGUUGCGGCGUUGCACCACCGUUUCAGUUGGAGUAACAACAAAGUAAUCGAAGUCUCGCUCGGCCCGGCCGAUAUGGCCAGAAGGAACCUGCUGCUGCUGCCGCCACCUCUCGGGCAGAGGUAUGCUCGCAAAAGGCAACAGCAAGAAAACUGUUCCUAGCAGCAGCAGGUCGGUACACGGUGUAAUAACAAACAGCCAGCGCACGGCAUCAGCCAGCAGUAGAAGCAGAAGCCAAUUCAAGUAUCAAACGGCGACGACGAGGACGACGACGAAGAGACGCGCAAAACGUGAAUCGAACCGAGUAAAUACCAUAUUCGUGGAGAGUGGGUUGAGGAUCGAAGCCGUGUGUUUCGCGGGUAGUGGAAGGGAAGCGACGCAGUGUGUCGUGCAGUGCAACUUUGUAGUGUGAGAAACGCGUUUGCAUUCAGUGCACUGAAGUGUUUUUUUUUCUCUCUGUGGGCCGAGCGAAAGAAGAUGUUGUGACUGGGAUGGUUUCAGUGUUUAAAAGCGAAGAAUGUUGAUUUCAAUUAGUGAGUGAUCUAGUACAGCUCGCGCUAACUACUGUGUGAUCUUUAUGGUUGCAGAUGGUGUUGAGUAGUGUUUUGAUUCGAAACGACGGAAUUUUCUGCGGUUUGAUUUGUUUUUGGACACCGCAUGGAAGCUACCAGCUAGCUCGCCGCGUAUGUAAAUGGCAUCAAAAACAAAAAUAAUGAACGAGGGGAGCAGAACAUGUGUUAGGUACCUACUGCCCUGUACGGCCGAGCGAGCGCGUGUUGGUGAACGAGAAUGAACCGGAACCACCACCGGCGGAGCCGGAUCGGAGCAGCGAGAGAAUCGAAAUGAACCGAACGCCUCUCUCACAGCAUCGCAUCAUCGCAUACACGCGGAAGCUAGCAGCUCCAACUACUUUUUGCAACGUCGUCGUCGUGGUCGUCUUCGUCGUAUGGGAGGUAUUAUACCUAGAGUGUAGAUGCGGAUAUUUUGCUGUGAUGCUUUUUUCUUGUUGCUGUUGUUGUUUCUGGCGCGAGCACGAGGAGGUUCGGGGAGCAGCUACACUACAUCAGCGCGCAGUCCUCGCCGUGUUGUGGUGUGCAACUCUUUGGGUACAAACCGUUCAGGCGUUCAGGCAGGCCAGGCGUUCGGCGGCGCGCAGUGUGUUCGUCGUUGUCGUCAUCGAUGCACUUGGUUGUUGCAGUCCGGUCCGCGUUGUAGCACAAACUGGCAGUUAGUUUAUUCGCGACGGCAUCCGAGCGUGGAUCGUGGUGCGCUGGAAUCCUCUUUCCCUUCCGGGUGAUAGACGAGAGUUCAGUUCGGUUGUAGUUUUGUGGGGCAGUAAUCAGAGAAGUGUAGCUCCUCGACAGCAGCGGCGGAAGAAUACAUCAACGAGAUUAUAACUUUGUGUCAAACGUGUGCGCGGUUCGGUUGGUUUGUUUGGAACACUGCGCGGAGAAGUGUGUAGGCGAUCGCUUGAUCGCGAUUCGAUCAUCUGCGUAAUCUGUAGCGUGCGCGCUCGGCGCUGGACUCUCGCAGGACUGGGUGCUGCUGGUAGAAAGAUCUAAUCUGCGCUGCAGUUUUUGCGACGGCACGUGCCUGCACUUGAGAAAAUAGUUUUCCUCCGCGGGUUGCAGCAAGUGAGCAACGGGGAGUGAGUGAGGCGACGGCGCUGCAACUUUGUCGAGCUCAGACGACGAAGCCCCGAGUUGUACUUCCGUACUUCUAUUUCUGGCACGGACCGUAGCGGUUGUUGGCGGUGUCGUGCGUCGUCGUGUGCUUCACAGUCAGUAGUGUGGCAGAUAUUAUGAACCAGUAGUUGACAGUAUCGUGUAAGUUCGAUCGUAUAUCUCAUCACCGUCGUCGUCGUCCGUAUUUUUAAUCGGAGAAAAGUAGCUGACGAAGAUUGCUGGUGGUUCAAAAAUCCAAAUAGCAAAGUGUGAUCCUCAUAAUCGAAGAAACGCGUGUGUUGUUUGAAUUCUCCCGAUAAAGAGCAAGAGAGCGACACGAGAGUGUGCGGUCUUCUGAUCCAAGCCGCUACGGCUGGCAAACGCGAUAGCAGCAGGUCCAUCGUCGUCAGUCUCUCGGGCAAGGUUUGAUUAUAUUUUGUUGUCGUUUUGAAUAAAAAAGAGGCACACAUUUUUCGGAUUCGCUUGCCUCCGCUGCUUCGCGCGCCGGCGUUUUAUUUCUGUUUGCACGCGGAUUUUUUGAAAUCUCGUUUUCGAAUUCCGCUGCCACGAUAGAUAGGGCAGCAGCAGUGAGACGUGUCAUCAAAGCGCAGAAAAGGGAGAAAGCGCAACGAAGAGCGCACCUAGCCUAGAGCAGUGAACAAUACUGAUAAAAUUUAGAAAAAUAAUAAAAAAAACGCCAAUCGAAGGCAUACCGCCGUCUACCAGUUGUGCGUGAAAGUGCAUACCGUCGGCUCGACAGUGUCUGUCUAGAACCCGUCAAACCGCAGUCAAACGAAACAGUUAAAAAAAAGUUCACCUGAACACUAGUACACGCACUUGUUGUAUCAAUUUGUACGGGCGGUGGCGUAUGUGAAAAAUAAAGAAAAGUUACUCCUACAUGUGAUUUACGAGUGUUGCGGUAUCUGUUGAUAGCAGCGGCUUGGAACCGGUCCACAUUGUCACUGUGCUUAAAUAAGAAGAGACCACAGCAGCAGUGUGUUGUGUAACUGUUAUCUGAGGAGAAACUCGAAGAAGCUACAUCGUAAGCAGCAGUCGUCCAGAUUUGAUCAAGACCGACCGCUAAACAGACCUUUCCAAGCCAACGCGUUGAACUUGAGAAAUCUCAUCCAACGGAACAACCCACCACAAGUGUCGAUACCGUUUGCCCUCUGGUCUCCGUUGUUGUUGUUCUUACUAUUGAACAUGUUUGUUACCCACUCGAUGCUUCCUCGUGGACGAUUGUUGUUGUUCGGUUGCUACCAGCAUGACCAAGCCACUGGCGUUUGAGGAAGUGUGCGUUUCUUCGUUCUAAAUCGGUUUUCUGAAUUGCGCAUCGUCUCCGAAGGGUGUGUCCAGGUGCAUUGUCUCCCAACUGACCUGAUCCCGACAAUAUCGAGCACUAAGGUUUUCAUAAUAACUAGUUGUUGUUCUAGUAGUAGUCGAAAGGAAAGAAGGAGAGUUCUUUUAGAGUGCGAUAUUCCGUGAGUUUGUGUGACCGGCGAUAGAGAAGCCCUGACGCGCGCUUGCAGACGAUUGUCAAUCGGAAACUGACCUGAUUAGAGAUUCCAUUACAAGAGUACAUAGAGCCUAAGCAAAACAAAAAGUUUUUCCACACGGUUGAUGGUUUCGGAAGACCGUUGGAUGGUAAAGAUGUCUGAAGCAGGGUACGACAGCCGAACCGACGCCAGUGGAGCGUCCAGCAGUAGUUUGAACCCCCGAACGCCACCGAACUGUGCCCGCUGCCGCAAUCACGGUCUCAAGAUCGGCCUGAAGGGACACAAGCGCUACUGUAGGUAUCGCCACUGCAGCUGCGAAAAGUGCUGCCUGACGGCGGAGCGGCAGCGGGUCAUGGCCCUGCAGACGGCCUUGCGGCGGGCGCAGACCCAGGACGAACAGCGGUUGCUCAUCGACGGAGAGGUGGCUGCUGAACCGGUACAUAACCUUCAAAUACCCAAAUUGUCUGACCUAAAAGACAUGCUCCAUAAUUCUCAGCAGCGGUCGUUGAUUGACUGCGACUCGUCCACCGGCUCGAUGAACUCCACCCAGGGCAGCUCGCUGGUGCCGCUGGCCCAGCACCGAAGAUCACCCUGCAGCGCCGCAUCGGUACAUCCCAGCGAGGCACAGCACAACGUUGCAGGUAAGUGGGGUCUCAAUAUUGUACAGGGUUGGAACUAUACAUCGAAGUCAGUUUCUGUGUUCAUUUUAGAUAAAUUUCUUCUGCUGCAUCUUUGGUAGCGGCAAAUUUGAAAGCAUAAAACCGUAAAAAGACAAGUCUUUGCAGAAUCCUCUACGGUUCCUUAGCAAAAUUCUCUCGGCUUCUUAAUAGAAUUCUUUGUGAAAUCCUCUCAGGAUUCUUUGCAGAACCCUCUCUGGAUUCUUUGCAAAAUCCUCUCAGGAUUCUUUGCAGAAUCCUCUCUGGAUUCUUUGCAGAAUCCUCUCAGGAUUCUUUGCAGAAUCCUCUCUGGAUUCUUUGCAGAAUCCUCUCUGGAUUCUUUGCAGAAUCCUCUCAGGAGUCUUGGCACAAUCCUCUCAGGAUUCUUGGCACAAUCCUCUCAUG
Aedes albopictus (Asian tiger mosquito) is the source of this 5507-nucleotide messenger RNA. Its product is annotated as protein doublesex-like. Gene Ontology annotation, cellular component: nucleus. Gene Ontology annotation, biological process: regulation of transcription by RNA polymerase II; sex differentiation. The record is from RefSeq and is a predicted model, not a curated record. NCBI's taxonomy places the organism in Eukaryota, Metazoa, Arthropoda, Insecta, Diptera, Culicidae. The transcript has 3 exons. The coding region runs from base 4571 to 5185 and encodes 204 amino acids. Gene Ontology annotation, molecular function: DNA-binding transcription factor activity, RNA polymerase II-specific; RNA polymerase II cis-regulatory region sequence-specific DNA binding.